CUCCAGCAGAUGGCACGCACGGCCCUAGCGCUGCGUCACUGCAGAUGGAGAGAAAUCUGACACUGCCAGACACUCCCUUGCAAUAGCCAGGGGCCGAGCAGGAACCAGGAAAUACAAGCUCUCCCUGUCCAGAAAACACUUGUGCUUCAUGGAGGAAGGAGCGACAUGGGCAACCUCUGCAGCUGCGGGCGGCCGUGGAAUUGUCCUUCGCCUUUUAAAAGAAAGAAAGAAAAGCAAGGAACGAAUGUGAGACACGAGAGCCAACAGCAUCAGCCUGGCAGGACGGCUCCAGCAUACGAAGAUGUCCCGGAGUUUCCUGUCUAUGCCACUGUGAGUAAAGCCAAGGGUGUAAAGCAGGAUGACAGCAUUCAUUACGCAGACAUCCAGGUGUUUACCAAGGUCCGGGAGCGCUCCGCAGCAGAAGUGAAGAACUUACAAAUACAGAAUGCCACGGAGUAUGCCACCCUCAACUUCCCCAGGCCUAGGCUGAAAUAUGACAGUAAGAACGGGACCCUGGUAUGA
Messenger RNA from Colius striatus (speckled mousebird), 522 nucleotides. RefSeq names its product chromosome 23 C11orf52 homolog (gene C23H11orf52). Lineage: Eukaryota; Metazoa; Chordata; Aves; Coliiformes; Coliidae. Bases 166 to 522 code for a protein of 118 amino acids. The record is from RefSeq and is a predicted model, not a curated record. Gene Ontology annotation, cellular component: extracellular exosome. The transcript has 4 exons.